Messenger RNA from Lytechinus pictus (painted urchin), 6640 nucleotides. RefSeq lists its product as uncharacterized. The transcript has 8 exons. The coding region runs from base 2229 to 3194 and encodes 321 amino acids. The record is from RefSeq and is a predicted model, not a curated record. Lineage: Eukaryota; Metazoa; Echinodermata; Echinoidea; Temnopleuroida; Toxopneustidae.
ACAGUUACCCACGCUCAUCGACACUCCUCCCGGGUGGUUAAACUACCCAGACCUCCUGGGAUAAUGCCAUGAUGAUCCGGGAUUUGCCGUGUAGAUCCUUGAUGAUCAGUGUUUAUAUGUGACUGGGACUUUACAAAAGCAGGUACGAAGGGUUGCUUUUCCCAAUGGGCAAUGUAGGCGCGUACAGCGAAAAGGGUAUCACAAUUACCAUAUCAGGAAAAAUUGCAUCUUCAUCAACUUAUUGCGCAUGAAAACGGAUUGUAUUUCACCUUAUCAUCAAAUUAGUAUACUUUGAACAGCAACCGGAUGUGGGCCCUUGUGUGCCCUUAUGUGAUUGAGUCCACGACGGCAUGUGUUCUAUCUACAUACAGCAACACCCAUCCAUCUUCUCAGGGCAUUCUCCCUUUUUUUUCUCUCUCUCUCUUUUUCUGGGGGGGGGGGGUGGGGUGGGGAAGGGUGGAUAUUUUUAGGACGGGUUGUUUUGUCCUUUAUCUAACUGUAUAUUUUUGAUAACUUUGUAUUUAUUUUGUGAGUAUUUCCCUCUCAGUUAUUUUUUUUUAUCAUUUGGUUAUUUGUAUUUAUACUUUGCUAUUUUGUUAUUUGUUGUGUUAUCUAUUUUUUGAGGGGCCCACAUUGUACAAGCAUUGCUUUUUAGUGGGUCCCUCCAUUUCCAUCUUAAUUUAAUUUAUAUUGAAAAAUAGUAUACUUAUUAAUAAACCCUACAAUGUGUUGCCCAAAUUGUCUAAGUGUUUUUUUUUUUCACAACAUAUGUAUCAUUAUUUUCUUUUUUCUGCAACGUAUACAAAUAUUUAUGUUUAUAUGGUAUACAAUUCAUGUAUGUACAAUUGAUGGAAGUGAAUAAAUAAAUUUGAAUUUGAAUUUGAAUUUGAACCGCACAUCAUCAAUACCUCCCUGGUGACCCAAUCCAUGCAAUCACAAACCACUUCUUUAAGCUUUGGCUACGUUACUGAAUAAACUUAAAAACUUAAUCGCACUUUGUGCAGUCCAACUCAUUCUUUCAUUACAAAUCCCAUCCGUCAAAACAAAAGUUAGAAGUGAUCUCGCAGCUGUAUAUGUAUCCGUCAAACUCUGGAAUUGCUUAGCUCUUGAUUCUAGAUAUCAGGGGGGGGGUGUAUAACAAUUAAAAGCUCUAUCCAUCUAUUUGAUAACCCACAAACGCUUCAAGAGCGUUCAUAAUGCGAUGUCGAAUAUAUACGUAUAAUAGCAGGUAGUGCAUGUGAUCAAUACGCAUAAUAUCAAUAUUUCUUGUUCUUUAGCACCGGGGACAGACAGGGUAGACUUGAAUGCAGAGCAUUUGUAUUUCAUCUACAAAUAUGAAGUUACUGACCUGGAAAGAUGGUGACAAUACGAUCAUGACAAUGAUAGGAGUUUGAAUUGCUGAAUGCCUGACAGUAGAAAGAGAUGUGAAUAUGAUUUCUAACAAUAAAAUAGAUGAUAAACGUGAAAAGAUAUUUUUCGUUCAGUAGCUUCCAGACCAUGACACAGCGUUGGACUAGGGAGGAGCUGGACCCCCUCUUUGAACUGAUCAGCUUCUAGUUUAUCGUGAAAGUUAUUGCGCCCCUGCUUCAGUUAAAUGGAUAAAUCUAUCUUCAUGGCUUGUCAUAACUCUAUUUUUUUUUAUCUGUACAGAAUAUCACAAUUUAUGUGAUUAUUGUGACAAUGUAGUAAUAGCCACUAAUCUUUUUCUUUGUCCUUUUUAAAUUCAAUUUUAUUGUCCGUUUUCCUAAAUUAAGUCAGUUCUUGCCAUUUUUCCCCCUUGCAAUGCAAAAUAGGCCGGGUUUCCAGGCGGUGACACGCGAUAUUUCCCUGCGACAUUUGCUCCGAUCUUAACUCGAAAUCGGCCAUGUCAGUUUUAUUGAAUGUCAUGUAAUAAGUCUAUCAUUGACACGCUAGGAAAGGUUAAGAUUGUAACAUGUUGGUUUAGAAUAAUGUAAAGAUUAAGGAUUAUGGUUUAUUUAGUUGUGGGGAUUAGAUUUUCUGAUUGGCUUAACGUGAUGAUUUUCCAUCGGAGCAAUUGGCGUUGGAGCACGUGACAUGGAACUUCCCAGGUCUCUUGGAAUGCCCCUAUAUUUGUGAAUAACGCUUGAUCCGCCACUCUCCCACCUCCAUAACUUACCUGCGUUUACUGGUUUUCAAACAACCUGGAGUGGUACGCCCCAAUCUUGUGAUCUAGUAUCUAUCUUCUAUUCAAGGCUUGGUUGGCAAUCAUGGCCCAGGAUAAGAAUUCUUUAACUGUGAUUCUGGUCUGUUGUUUGGUUGUUGUGAGCAUUGUCGCUUUGGUUCUCGGGAUCAUCAGCCUAAACUCUCAAAGCGGAGGAGGAGGAGGAGGGAGGAGGACCAACACGACCGAUGCCCAACAGCCGAUAAACAUCUACACUCAGCCGUCAAAUACAGGUAUCAAUGACGAUAGAGUCUGGCUGUUUGCUAUCGGCCACUACGAUAAUGUUCUCGAAUAUUUGGAUCAAAGAACGUACACCAUCAAUGGAUUCGGACCAGACAUAAUAGACGGAGUUUGUGCGAUAGCAAACAAACAUUGUGAACUGGUUUAUGAUAUCUACGAGAACUGUUGGGAUAGCCAAGCCGGUGAGCGCCCCCGGGGAGGCAAAGGACUCAUGGGUGGAUGGUACGACGGGUGUACAGGAUGGGUCCAAACCUUGAAUCGCCGCCUGACGUAUUACUUCACAAAUCCAUAUAAGAAAGGGAAUGUUGUCGCCCUCUACGCCAAAAAUGACAGCACAGUGACGUAUAAUGAUUUGACCAAUCGGAAAGUUGGAUUUUUAGAUGGCUGGAAUGCGGAUGAGUUUUGCCUCGCUCGCUAUACAAACAUCGCGGGUUCUACGCUUGGCCCAAACCAGAUAUUUCAUUACCAAUCAGCCGAACGAUUGAUCGACGCCAUCCUGGACGGAGAUAUUGACGUUGCGUUCGUCUCAGCCCUUGCUCAGUUCGAAACCACGUUAAAACGCGUAUCACCUACUGGUUUUAUCAACAACUGUUUAGUCGGUGAUGCCUCGAUCAUGACUCGUCAUACAAACCGCAAACUGGUGGAUUGGUGGAAUGACGCAUUCAAGCGGCUGGUCGAUAGAGGGGGCUACAAGGAAAUAUGUGAAUCUCUUCACGAGAAUCACGGUCAUAUCCCCGGUCAAAACUACACAGAGAUCUGUUUGGGGUACUAACACGCUGCACGGUGAUUGGUCUACUCCGUCUCACGUGAUCCGGGCUCUUUCGGAAAUAAUCAUCGAUAUUCAUGUAUUCAAGCAACUUUGAGGAUGAUCGACACAUAUUGAUGAAUCAUCAUUUGGUACAGAACGAGACAGAGAGGAGGAGAAAGAGAGCGAGUGAAAGCUAGAGUGUUGGGGGAAAGAACGUUAUCACCAUAUUACAUUUCUAUACAGCACUACUACUUCUAAUAAUAAUUAUACUACUAAUAAAGGUGAUAAUGAUAAUGAUGGUAAUAAAAACUGCAUGUAUGUAUAUACGAGUUUCUUUUCUCAAAUAUGUGAUGCAUGAUAAGACGACCGGUAUGCCUGUUUUAUCAGUAAGUCUAAGUCUCGAUUCCAUGUAUGUAUUCUAAUUAAAUUUAGUUUCCACUGGUUUAUCAUUGUAUAAAAGUACAUUCAGUUUAAAUACGAUAUACUGAUAUAUGACACUGAUUCCUACCCAUCCAGAUCGCCAACCCACUAUACCCCCCCCCACACAUACACACACACCCUCUCACACACACACACACACUCACGCAUCGCUUACCCCACUGAGAUUACCUAGACCAACCCACAAACCCUAACAGCUAGAACCGUCUACAGUCAUUUAUGUCGUGAAUGUGGUAUAUAACACUGGUUUCCACCCACCCCCACACAUAAACACCGAACACCCAACCGUACACACACUACAUCCAUUCACAAAUAUGAUAAAUGACACUGGUCCCAUACACAAAAACCAUACGGGAUGUUACGCAUACCCACAUCUACACUGCUGGACACACACAUUGACGCCCAGACCCAGAGCGGGGGAGGGGGGGGGGGGGCUUCCAUCGACAAGUGGAUACCAGGCGCGACCAAAGAAUCGCGUAUUAAGGAUCUCUUUUUCAAGAUUGGGCACGUUACGUACGUAACGAAAUAAGGGUGUCAAAACACUAAAAUACUGAAAAAGGGUAUAUAUUUUGCUAGGAAAGCUACGUGUUUACGGUCGAAGUUGCGAUGGUAUCAAAACACUUAAAUGUUUUAUAAAGGAUGUACUUUUUGCCCCAACAUUACGAGUUUAGGGUCUGAUUUGAACGAGGUGUGGGAGGUGGGGCGGUACUAAACCCAAUGUAAUUACAGGUAAAGCCGACGUCCGUGAUCAUGUCCUUGGCACAAAAAAAUAAUGUACUUGUUUAGGAGUCAAUUCAGGGAAUACUUGCCAAGGGUACCGUUCUGUUUCCAAUAUGUGUUAAGGGUAGCGUUUCACACGCCAUCACUCGUUUAGGGGUGUAUUUUCAGAAUAUGGAAACACCCUGGUCGCGCCUGGUAUCCACUAGUCAAUGGAAGUGCCCCCCCCCCCCCCCCUCCUGGCACCCAAAACAUAGCGUGUUCAUUGUGAUAUGAGACUAGCCUUCUAAGAGAUCCCGAUGCACACGUGCACAUGCAUACAGGAAUAUUGUCCCGGGGGGGCCACUUACAUUGACGAGUGGAUACCAUGCGCGACCAAAAAAACACGUAAAAAGGAUGUCUUUUUCACGAUAAGGCACGUUACGUACGUAACGUGAUAAGGGUGUCAAAAACACAAAAAUAAUGAAAAAAGGGUAUCUAUUUUGCUAGGAAAGUUACGUGUUUAGGGUCAAAUUUGCGUGGAUGAUAAAACAAAAUUAAAAUGUUUUAUAAAGGAUGUCCUUUUUGCCCCAACACUACGUGUUUAGAGUCCGAUUUGCGCGAGGUGUAGAAGGUGGGGUCGUACUUAACCAAAUGAUGUGUAUAAAGGUAAAACCGACGACCGAAGGGCCCGUGACAUAACAAUAAAAUAUACUUGUUUAGGGGUUCAUUUCAGGGAAUACUUGCCAAGAGUAUCGUUUUGUUUCCAAUACUUGUUAAGGGUAGGAUUUCACACGCCAAUACUUGUUAAGGGGUGCAUUUUCAGAAUAUGGAAAUUACGUGUUUAGGGUGCUUUUCGAGACCCCAUGGUCGCGCAUGGUAUCCACUCGUCAAUGGAAGUGGCCCCCCCGGGAAUAUUGUUCAUUCUCGAUUAUCAUUCGCCCUUUUUUCCUCGGCUUCAACUACAAGUAUUAGUCGUGGUAGGAACUCAUUUCAUAAUUAUUAGGGUAAUAGUAAUAACAACAACAAUUACAUCAUAUUUACCCAGGUUUUCCCUUUCAGUUCAGAUUUUUUUUCUCCUAGCGGGUCUUGCUGGACAUGAUAAUGUUAUAGACCAGUUCGUAGUUACUUCAUGGACAAUAAGCCUGUUCACGGUUGUAAACUGCGCACGAGCAGAAAAAGGUCAUUGGAGACAACCAUGAAGGUGGCUUUCAAAUUCACUGACAUAGGCAUUUGUGAUUUGAUGAUUAUUCAUGUAUUCCUUUCAAAAUAUUUAUCACAUCCAAGCUGAAGAGUAAUAAAUAGAGCCUUCAUAAUCACUGGUAUUUGACAGUAGCCUAAACAAUAGUCAAAUGUGCCAAAGGCAGACAAUAAAACAGAUUUCCAAACUUUAUCCCUGAUGUACUAUUCUAGUCACCUGGUCUAUACAAUGCCUUUUGUUCUUAGAAUUUGAAUACUCUACCGGUAAAGCUUACGCAACAUCUACAUUUGAAAAUGAUAGUGCUUAUCCUAAUGAAAAAUCACAUAGGUCAUUUGAGAAAAGUUGAUCAUGAGCUAACCGUGAACUGGCUUAUUUUGGUCAAUGACCUUUCAUUUCUUUCAUUGUGAUAAGCAGAUUUCAAAGCAAGAUAUUACAUAAGCAUGCCUUACAUAGCAGGUUGAAGAAAUUGAAUAGACCAGGUGACUAGAAUAGCACACCAAUGGACACUCUAUGAAGGUAUUUGUUGCAUUUCUACUUAGAAUGCAUAUUAUAGCAUUUUGUACAAUGUACCUGGCAAACUGAAGUCGUUGUGGACACAUUGUUGGUUUUUUGUGGAUGUAAAUGAAAACAUAAUUCAAAAGAAUAUAUGAAUAAUCCAGACAUCGAAGUUGGUGCUUAUCUCAUAAAAUUUUAAACCACCGUGUCACUUUAGUACCAAUGACCUUCGUCUGAUCAUGCGCAGAGUGGAACUACGAACUGGCUCAGCCCGGCUUUAGCACGGCUUUCUUGAUCGGAUGCUCGAACAUUCGAGGAAUUUUCUUUUUACCGAGUACCCAUUCACCUCACCUUGGUCGAAUGCCACACAAUGUGGGUAAAUUUCUUGCUGAAGCAACACACGCUAUGGCUUGGAAUCGAACCCACGUCCCUCAGACAAAAAAAUGAGACUCAUACCCACUGGACCGCGACGCCACCACGCGUUGGAUCGGAUGAAAUAGCAAUCUGUCAUUCUCAUAUAUUCAAUGAAAAGUGUGUAUAUCCUGUUUAUUGCCGAAGUAUACUUUACUUUCAUUUAAGUCGUGAUUACCAUAGUAGGAUAAAUGUAUUUCUGAAAUAUAUUGCAUUCUUUCUUUCAUAA